AUGUCGGUGGGUGAACCAUUGCAGAGAUGUUUGGGCGACCUAAGCAAGCACAUCGACGCUCUAGUCUCGCAGAACGCGGCAAUGCGGAAAGAAAUUCAGAAGCUGUCAGGGAAACUCGACCUCCAACAAGCUGAAGACCAGCGAAUGGAGCUGCUCGGCGUUGUUCCGGAUGCGAGGCACGAGAAAGAGGUGUCUGUGAAGCCGCCACCUGUGCCGGAGGUUGAGCCGCCGCCGAGCCAGUUAGCUAAGAAGCAAACAGAGGCAUACCUGCAUCAGCUGUCUUGGGGCCUUGAUGAGAACACCUCUUCUUGGCGUGCCGCUGGUCAGGGCGCCGGCGGCAUGCUGGGAGCAGCGCGCUUGGGCCAGCUAAAGCGGCCGCCAACGACGUCUCCAGACCACGCUCCGCUGCAGAGCUUCAGGGAGCUCUUCCACUGGGUCACGGAGAUGGGUGGUGUCAGCCGGGGCAAAGACGAGCCUUUGAUCACUGCUUUUUGCAACAGCUCCCUCUUCAAGUCACUUUGCACCUUGGCGAUCAUGGCCAAUACGGUGUAUCUGGGAGUGGCUGCAGACAAUGCCGUCAGGGCAAGCUACGACCGCAUCCUGGGCAAGGAGGUUUCCACUGUCGACCGAACGCCUGAAAUCUGCUUCACGGUCUGGUUCUCCAUCGAAAUCCUUGUGAACUGUGCAGGCUUCGGCUGGAGCUUCUUGACGGGUCCAUCCCGGCUAUUCAACAUUUUUGACGUGGUCCUUGUCGUCAACUCGAUUGUGGAACUGACAUUGGCAGACAACGCGCCCAACGGGCUGAAUUUGUCCUUCCUGCGCAUCUUCCGCGUCUUCCGUCUCAUACGAGUGGUGCGGCUAGUGCGGACGUUGCGCAGUCUGCGCAGUUUGAGGACGAUGCUCUUCUCCAUCAUCUCGUCCAUCGGAGCUCUGUUCUGGGCAUUUGUCAUGCUGCUGUUGACGAUGUUCAUGUUUAGCAUUAUUUUUGGCAACGGUAUAUCUCUGUACUUCGACGAGCUGAACACUAACGACCUUGACAAGGUGGAGAAUGCUCGCACAGUCUAUGAGUAUUUUGGAGGAACUUACGAAACGCUAGUUAGCCUCUUCUGCUCCGUUUCUGGGGGCAACGACUGGAUGACCUACGGGGAGACCCUUCGCUUGGGGCCCGGCGAGGUGUACUUUGUGCUUUUCGUGUUCUACAUCUUCUUUACAUUAGUUGGCCUGCUGAACGUGGUGACAGGUAUUUUUGUCGAUUCGGCAGUGUGCACGCGGACAGAGGAUGAGGUCGUGGAAAGCUUCACCGAGGAGCAAAAGCGCUUGUGUGGUGAGAUGCGCCGAAUUUUCGCGUCUGCGGACAUGGAUGGGAAUGGCUGCAUUACAUUUGAGGAGUUCUGCAAGCACGUGGAGGAUCCUUGGGUGCAAGCGUUCCUCUCUGGUUUGGACAUCGAUAUUUCUGAUGCGCGGAUAGUCUUCACACUGCUGGAUGUGGAUGGCAGUGGGUCAUUAACGGUGGAGGAGUUUGUGGACGGCGCUAUGAAGCUGAAAGGUCCAGCCAAGGGUAUCGACAUGCUCGCGGUCAUGUUCGACCUCGUCCGCUACAGCUUGAGGUUUUCGGAUCUCUGCAGUUUCCUCGAGGAACAGACCGGCCAAAUCAAGGAUCUCCUCGCGAAGGGUUCCUCCCACGGUCCAGCCCGGUACAGGACGGCUGAGGAAGAACUUGCGAAUCUCUCGCGGGUCACGAACCGCAAGAUGCAAGAAGUGACGAUGCCGAGCUUGAGGAGCAUCGAGUCGACUCCAGCAGAGGCGGUCGGAGAUGUUGUGUCAAUGUUGCCAAGCGCAGUGAAGUAG
This is a messenger RNA of Symbiodinium necroappetens, 1848 nucleotides long. NCBI's taxonomy places the organism in Eukaryota, Dinophyceae, Suessiales, Symbiodiniaceae. The record is from the annotation of a GenBank genome assembly.